Messenger RNA from Nilaparvata lugens (brown planthopper), 411 nucleotides. RefSeq lists its product as uncharacterized. The record is from RefSeq and is a predicted model, not a curated record. NCBI's taxonomy places the organism in Eukaryota, Metazoa, Arthropoda, Insecta, Hemiptera, Delphacidae. The transcript is spliced from 3 exons. The annotation marks the transcript as partial.
ACAUUCCAAAGGAAUUCGACCAAUAACGAAGAGAUGGUACAUUCGCACAAUGCAGGACAGAUAUUGGACUCUGGAAACUGGAGGUGAAUUCAGGCUGUUGGAGACAAGAGAUCGUCGAACGCUCUGUUUGACCUGGUGUGGCAGGGAGAUGGUUCAGUGUCGUUCAGAGCUAAUAAUGGAAAGUAUGUGGCCACUAAGAGAUCGGGCCAUCUGUACGCCAACUCAGACACUGUGGCGACGAGACCUGCAAGUAUUUCUUCUAUCUUAUCAACAGGCCAAUCCUAGUCCUGAAAUGCGAGCAGGGCUUCGUGGGAUACAAGGCAGGCUCCAAUGUCAGACUGGAAUGCAACAGAGCUACUUACUGCACUAUUCAAGUGGAACGGGGAGAACGUGGUGUUGUGUAUUUCAAAG